AUGGUCACGACCUUGUCCACCGCCGAGGUCGCGACGCUCGAUCCCGAUGUGGUGUUCCGAGAGCACUCUAUUCGCGAGAUCGAUGUAUUUGCCAAGCAGCUAGAGCAGGAAGCCAAGCAGAAACAGCAAGCAGCGCAGUCGUUGGUCGCCCAAAAUUUCCACGACUUGCUGCGUAUCGCCGGUACCGUCGACGAUAUGCAGAAACACUUGCAUGCCCUGCAUACCGUAUUGCAAUCCCUACAGACAACAACGCAGCAUACAUCAGAGCUGUGCAUGCGUCUACGCACACCCACGACGUCGACAUCGAACGCGGAUGCGACGCCGUCGACCCAGAGCGCUGCUGCGAUGCUGCUGGUCGCCGAGGCGCCAGAAUACGUCCGCUCGUCCCUGGCCUCACAGUCUAUGCUUGGCGCCGUAUGGGCGCUGGUGUUUGCAACCAAGGCGCAUACCUGGCUCGAGACGCAUUCGCCUGACGUGCUCACGCGCUUCCCGCUCCUGGCCUCCCAAUGGGACGCCUUGGAAGCACAGCGUGAGUGGGUCAUGACGCACAUCCAAGCGCGUUGGCACGAUAUUUCGCUGCCUACACAGCAGCUUCUCGAUGCGGUCCUUGCCUGGACGUUCUAUACCCCUACGACACUCGCCGAGGCCUUAGCCCAGUUCUAUGCGCGGCGUGUCGAAGCCAUAAGCCGACUUUGCACAUCAACGGACAUACCUCUUCCGCAGCGUAUGGCUGCGAUUGUACGUGCCAUCACCACGACGCUUCAUCAAGCGACGCGGCUCUGGGGCCCCGAUGGCGCGCUGAUGCGUGCAAUGCAGACGUUCGCUCAGUCGCCGAGGUAUUGGUACGACUAUGGCCGACCUCGUACGCGAUCGACCUACACACCCCUUUCUUCGCCCUUGUUUGAGCAUGCGCCCCCCGAUGUAACGACGUAUGAGCCGCCUUCAUGCCCGCCCUUGUCGUUGGACACGCCGACGCAUCGUCUGGGCGAGCAGGUGUGCGAAGAGGUCGAGGCGCUCACGCAGGCAUUGGCGUCCGUCACAGACACAGACACGCUGCAUGCAUGCCGAGCGGCGAUGGAAGCAGGGAUGCCGGCCGCCCUCCCGCCCACGUUGGCGAUGGUCCAAGCACGGCUACAGGCCCUGCUGGAGACACGCAUGCAUGCGCUUCUUCAGCAUACGCUGACCGAUGUCACUAUGUCGUUUUCGCAGGCGUUGGGACGCGCCUUGGACGAGGUGCACGAUGCGAAUGCCUUGCCGUACCUCUUCCCGAUAUCCUCGGGGUACGUUGCGCCUUCGCAUUGGCGGACGUAUCGUCCUUCUCACGUAGACGCGUGUGUUCGCUUGGUCGAGACGCGUCUUUCGCGUCUUUCGCUACGGGAGAUGCAUGUCCAACGGGCCUGGCAAGCCACAUGGACAGCGCUGCUGCGGCAGUUGCAGCAGGCCGAUGCUACGUCCCUGGCGCAAGUGCAACUGCUCAUGCAGCUGUGCACUGCGCUCUAUACCAGCAACGUCUUAGCCACAGGCGACGACAGGACGUCGUACCAGGCAUCGCUGGCCAAUUUGUAUACCCAACUCGCUACGCGCUGGAUCGAUAGGAUCCUCGCGCAGGCCACCUCGUCGCAGACGCGCCUGGCCGGUGUGCUAUGGCACAUCGCCCAUGCCAUCCCUGCGAUCGGACCAAGUCCUUUCCCGAUGCCCAUGCAGCAUGUGGCCGAUGCGCUUGAGCGGGCUUUCCCUGCUACGUCGCGCACAUCCACGGAGACAGCGAUGUACAAGGCCCUGCAGAGCGCCAAGGACGGAGCUCUUCGUGCGCCAGGGCGAUGGCGCUCCGCCUUGGCGCCAUGGGCGACGCAUAGUCCUAGCCCCAGCACCCCGCCGAUGCUUGUGCGUGUCGCGCCUCGUUUCUCUAUGUAG
Molecule: messenger RNA, 1914 nt
Organism: Malassezia pachydermatis
Lineage: Eukaryota; Fungi; Basidiomycota; Malasseziomycetes; Malasseziales; Malasseziaceae
Exons: 1
Coding region: 1-1914 (637 amino acids)
Biological process (GO): intra-Golgi vesicle-mediated transport
Cellular component (GO): Golgi apparatus; COG complex
Source: RefSeq, a predicted model, not a curated record